Molecule: messenger RNA, 10969 nt
Organism: Rattus norvegicus (Norway rat)
Lineage: Eukaryota; Metazoa; Chordata; Mammalia; Rodentia; Muridae
Source: RefSeq, a predicted model, not a curated record
UGUACAUGUGCCUGGAGCUUCAGCCUUCUGACGGUCCUAAGGUGCUCUUAAGGUGGGUGGGUAUUAUGGCGUAAGCCUGUAAAACCAGCACUCCGAGGGCUGAGACAGGAGGAUUAUGUACAUGUGUAAGCACAUGAUAAAUCAAAGAUAUUUCUUUUUUUUAAAAAAUAAUUAAUUAUUUUAAGUAUAUAUGAGUACACUGUAGGAUUAUGAGUUUGAGGUCAGUCCAGUGUGCGUUGUGACACCUUGUUUUCAAGCGACCUGCCUCUUAUCUUUCUAGUGCCGAUCGGUGGCUUGCUGGUCCUUGGGUUAGAAUUGGCCUUUGAAACCAGCCCUGUUCUAUCUGCUCUGUAAACUGAGAGCCACCUUCUCCAUUUGAGCCUCAGCUACUCCGUCCGUAAACAGACAGAUUGCUCUGGAUGAGUCGCACCCUAAAAUCCUUUCGCCUGCCUUCUUUGAAGGACAGUUUUGCUGUGUGGAGCUUCUAUAAUUUAUUUGGGAGGUGUUUUAAAUGCUAUGUCUGGAGGCCAGUGAGGUGGCUCAGUGGGUUAGAGUCCCUUGGCUGUCAAGCCUGACAACCUGUGUUUGAUUCCUCAAUCCCAUAUGGUAGAAGGAGCAAAUCUAUUCCUGCAGGUGGUCCCCGGACAAACACGCACACGCGCGCGCACACACACACACACACACACACACACACACACACAAACACACAUACACACACGCACACGCACACACACACACAAACACACACAAACACACACAUAUACACACACAUACACACACACAAACACACACACAAACACACACACAUAAACACACACACAAACACACACAUACACACACACAUACACACACAAACACACACACAAACACACACAUACACACACACACACACACACACACACACACACACACACCAUGGUGCACACAAGUCCCCUCCCUGCCCAAAACAUAAAUAAACGUAAUGGGGUCUGUUUAAACCUUAAAACAAAAAAUGAUUAGGUUUUCAAUUCAGCCCUUUAACUUCAGGGUUUGUUUUUUUUUAAGUUGUUUAUUUUUUCCCACUACAGAAUUUGCAUUUUUGCUCCUGUGUAUUCCUCCUCUUUGUGGUACACACAAAAGAACUGCCAUAACCAGCAAUUACAGAAAAUGUUUACCCAGAAUCUUCCAGAAACAAGGAAGAGGCCCAUGACAUCUUAAGGAAAAUAUGAUAAAUACCUUUUGUCCCCGGUCAUUGUGCAUGGCAUGAUUAUAGUUCAGGAAAGGGUGGGCCAGUCUUCCCUCUGAAGUGGUGUCACCAGCAAUCCAGCACAGCGGUUGAGUUUACACAAAGGAGUAGCCUGUGGGGCCUAGGCUGGUGGUGUGUCCCAUCAACCCUGGCAUGCCAUCCCACGGUCUGACCCCAUGAUUGAGACCUCAGAGCCAGUGUGAUGUGAUUUAACACAGGAACCGAGAAGUCUGGUGGUGCUAUCUCCACCACCUGUGUGGCUUGUACCACCUGUCAGAAUUCAGUCUGAGGACCCACAGCACUGAGCGGCAGGCAGGGCUGAGGGGGAACAUCUGGAGACUGUCUGUCAUUUACGCUGGGCUAGAGAGAUUGCUCAGAGGGUUAGAACCCUUGCUGUGCAAGCUGUGGCUGUCCCUCUAACUCCCAACUCUGUGAGGAAAGCAGAGGCAGGAUCACUGGGGAUGGAGAAAGGGAUGGAGAGGGAGGGAGAGAGACAGACAGAGACAGAGAGACUAUGCUGCUCCUGUCUCCUCACUCUGGUAGGUCCCAUGUGUAGCAAACCUUAUUCUCAGAAUCACAUCUAUAAUGUACAGUGCUAAGCCUUGACUGUAUUUUAAAAUGUGGCCACUGCUGGGUCACCUGCCUUUAGACUGUAACCAAAGCUUGAGUUAGAGGGAGAAAACAUGAUGGUGUCAUUAGAUGUCUGCUGGUGGCUGGAGAAGAGGAUUUUCAACCCUUCUUUGAAAAGAAAAAGUAGCCUGUUAGACGUUACCCUGGGUGUAGGUUCCCCUUGGUACCAGAACAGGGCUUGGUAGGCAUCUGAGCUUGGCUGAGGUUUGGGUACCACACUGAGGAAGGUGCAGCAUCUCCUCAGCUGUCACCUUCAGAGUGGCUGGUGGGGUCCCAGCAAACACCACAGGUGCAGAAGCCGUUGCUACAGAACCUUUCUCCUGCAUGUUCUCAGCUCACCAGGGAGGAGUGCACAUAGGGAGGGCACACAGACGCCUGUGAGGUGUGAAUCGUUGCAUCCUGAGGAUGUGGGUGAGGUGACUAGCGUGUGAGUCUGGUUAUGCCCGAGGGCAUACAGACAGACUUCACCACCAGCCCACUGUUGACCUUGUGGCAGCCCGAGGUGCUCCAUGGCUCUUGCUUGACUGCAGCCACCGUUGGUUGUUGUGGCCAUGUUGAAAACCUGUCUGACCCACUUCUCCUGCUUGGUCUUUAAGGGGCAAAAUUAAUUCAACUCAGCAGAUUUUCAGAAGUGCCCGAUUCCUCUGGGAACAUCUGGUGGGUAUGCUUUCUGCAGAGCUGCUGGGACUUAAGUUCAUGUAGAAGGACCUGAAGUUACCAGGUGAAAUGCACUGGCUAAAGUUCCCAUGUGGCUGCUGUUCUGAGAAGGUGGGAAGUUGGGGGCUGGCUCAUUUAGCACCCUGUUCCCUCUGCCCCCUGACGAGUGAAGCAAAUGCCGUCAAGUGCCCGUGAGCUUAAACUACCUGAGUUGUUGGGAAAUCAAAGAUGAACCCAAGGCCAGGCCGGGAGACAACCGGUCAGGGAGAGUCUAGCUGCACCCCAGGAGUCACCCUUACCUUCACAGAUCAUGCUGUAUUGAAUCUGACGAGAGGAUGACAUGCUGGCUGGCUGCCUUGAGGUACUGCCUGCAAGGCCCUCCCCCACUAUUAUUCCCAUUCUGGUCAAACAGGAACACGCGCCUCUAGGGGCAUCCGUCUGCAGAAAAGCCAGCCCUUUGGGACCUCGUCCAGUCUUGUGCCCUCAGACUGACUCUUGAGCCAUUGUCUCUGAGCUGCAAAGGCUCACUAGGACAGUAGUUAGAAUCAUGAAAGAACCUGGCCAGUCUCCCAGGCAGGAUGGAGCUCAGAGGUCCUUUGGUGGCCUGCCUUUCUACAGCACCAAAUGCUUCUCUUGUGGCAGAAGCUCAUGGAAACUGUCCCGUUUUAGGUGGAUUUCCAAAGAGCCUGCAGAGAGGGCACUAUUGUUUGGACACUUUGUGCAGAAUGUCCUCCCAUUUCUCCAGUGCCCAGUCGGGUUACUGGCAGAAUUAGUCAGCAGAUGACGAAGCCACACCCAACCUGGCUGUAAAGUAGCCCAGUGUGGGUCCAGGAUACUGACAUGCCCUCCAGUCACAGCUUCCUGAGAACGCUGAGGUCCACUUGGCAAGCUCCCAGCCUGAACUGUGGACCUGCCCCUCUGGCCCUCUUCCUAGGAGGCUGGAUGGGCAUAUUAGGUACCCAGGAGGAAAAAGUGGCCAUGCUACUUUUCUCACUUCAGUCUGGUAUAGUCUGGUGCUUAUCUAACUUGAAGUAGUUCUCUUUGCUUCAGGGACAGAUGGGACAUAGACAAGUGUUGCCUGACUCCCCCUGGCGUUAAGAUUUUAAAGAAACAAAACCUCUGCUCUGAACCUCACUUGUGUCUGCACUUGACCCCUCUUGAUACUUGGCCCCGACCAGACAGUUCAUCAAGAGUCUUUCUCAGACAAGGAGUGAAAACUGCUAUUGCAAAGCUGUGUCUACCCAUUAUAUUGUGAAGAGCAUUUGUUUAUGUGUAUGUAUUUGCCUACGUGUUCCUGUGUUCAUGCAUGCGUGUAUGUAUGUGUGCAUAUAUGCAUGUGUGCAUACGCGUGUGUGUAUGCAUGUAUUCCUGUGUGUGUGUGUGUGUGUGUGUGUGUGUGUGUGUGUGUGUGUGUGUGUGUUCCUAUGUGCGCAUGCCAUUUGGAGACCAGAGGACAACUUGUGAGAAUUGGUUCUCUCCUUCUACCGCAUGGGUGCCCAGGAUUCAGCUCAAGCUUGGUCUUGGUGGCAAGUGCCCUCUACUGCUGAGUCAUCACCCCUGCUUGCAUUUAAGAUCAUAGGUGCUUUACUGGGCCCCAAGAAGAGGAACCACUCCAUGCUACUGCCAAAGUUAGACUUCAUUUUCUGUACUUUUCAAAUUCAGUUUUCUUUUCACCUGAUUUUGUUCACAGGCUUUGUGGAAACCCUCUUCUUCCUCCUCUUCCUCUUCCCCUUCCUCCUCCUCCUCCUCCUUCUUCCUCCUCUCUCUCUCUCUCUCUCUCUCUCUCUCUCUCUCUCUCUCUCUCUCUCUCUCUGUAGAUAUGUGUGUGUGUAGAUAUUCAAUACAAUUUAGCCAGUGUGUAUUUCUAGAGAAAUCCACAUUGAGGAAGGGCACAGGCAUGGUGUUGUGAAAUGAUACCCAGAAUGCACCAAGUCCCCACUCCUGUCCUUGUCCUGACACUAUGAAUCCUUCCAGGCCCCACGUUGCCUUUAGAUUAUAUGUAGUCGUGGCUUCUAGGGGUCCAGUUUCUAUACUCAUCCCUUGCCCAUGUUGACCUCUGUAUGUUUUGAAGACUGCUGUCCAGAGAAAUGUCUGUCAAGCUAUGUUUCUCCUGUGUUAGCUCAGGACCUAACUGAGGUUGUACAUUUUUGGCAAGAGUAGCACAGGAACUAAGUUGUCCCCUCGUCCCGGCCUCCUGGGAACACAGCCCCUGAGAACACUUGUAAAACACCGGAAGCACCUGAUGCACUGUGACACUUCCUAUUAGACCAUUAUUUAACCACAUCUUCUCGGGCUAGCUGUGCUUGUGACAUAGGACUCUCGGGGUGUGGCUUUAGAAUUUCUCAUAGGGUAUUAGUUCUUUUCUAAGGAAGCCAGAAAACGUCUAAGAUGGUGCUUUCCUGAAAAGGCUCUUGUUUGCCAGGAGAAUUAUCUGCGCAUUUAGUCCUGUCACUCAGGAAGCAGAGGCAGGUAAAUCUCUUAUGACAGGACGUACCACUUCCAAGCGGAAGACGAACAAGAAUGUCAGAUAUGGAUGUCUGUGCUGCAGAACAGCAAGGAAGAAGCUCUGAACAACGCGUUUAAGGGUGAUGACAACACCGGAGAGAAUAACAUCGUCCAAGAGCUGACCAAGGAGAUCAUCUCGGAGGUGCAGAGGAUGACGGGCAAUGACGUGUGCUGCGACUGUGGGGCACCAGAUCCGACGUGGCUCUCUACCAACCUGGGCAUCCUGACUUGCAUCGAGUGCUCUGGGAUCCACCGGGAGCUGGGGGUUCAUUACUCCAGGAUGCAGUCCCUGACCUUAGAUGUAUUGGGAACGUCUGAGCUUCUGCUUGCCAAGAAUAUUGGGAAUGCGGGCUUUAAUGAAAUCAUGGAGUGUUGCCUACCGCCUGAGGACCCAGUCAAACCCAACCCAGGCAGCGACAUGAUUGCAAGGAAGGACUACAUCACAGCCAAGUACAUGGAGAGGAGAUACGCACGGAGAAAGCAUGCGGACACAGCGGCGAAGCUCCACAGCCUUUGCGAGGCCGUCAAGACCAGAGAUAUUUUCGGGUUACUCCAAGCUUAUGCUGAUGGUGUGGACCUGACGGAGAAAAUCCCACUGGCCAACGGUCAUGAGCCAGAUGAGACAGCCCUCCAUCUUGCAGUCAGAUCUGUGGACCGGACUUCCCUUCACAUUGUAGACUUCCUCGUCCAGAACAGUGGGAACCUGGACAAACAGACAGGUAAGGGCAGCACAGCCCUGCACUACUGCUGCCUGACCGACAAUGCUGAGUGCCUCAAGCUCCUCCUGCGGGGAAAGGCCUCCAUUGAGAUCGCCAAUGAGUCAGGAGAGACCCCGUUGGACAUUGCCAAGCGGCUCAAGCAUGAACACUGUGAGGAACUGCUCAUUCAGGCCUUGUCAGGGAGGUUUAACUCCCACGUUCACGUCGAGUACGAAUGGCGGCUGCUGCACGAGGACCUGGAUGAGAGCGACGAUGAUGUGGACGAGAAGCUACAGCCUAGUCCCAACCGACGGGAGGACCGGCCUGUCAGCUUCUACCAGCUGGGGUCCAGCCAGUUUCAGCCCAAUGCUGUGUCUUUGGCCAGAGAUACUGCAAACCUCACCAAGGACAAGCAGAGGGGCUUCGGGCCCAGCAUCUUGCAGAAUGAGACCUAUGGAGCCAUCCUGAGUGGCAGCCCACCCUCAUCCCAGUCAGUACCCCCCAGCACCACCAGCGCACCCCCACUCCCACCUCGGAAUGUUGGCAAAGUUCAGGCAGCCACCUCAGCUAACACCCUGUGGAAGACAAACUCUGUAGGUGUGGACGGUAUCAGCAGGCAGCGAUCUUCGUCAGAUCUGCCAGCUGUCCACCCACCGCUGCCCCCUCUUCGAGUGACAUCUACCAAUCCCCUGACCACCACACCACCCCCUCCUGUGGCUAAGACAUCAGGAACUUUAGAAGCCAUAAACCAGCCAAGCAAGUCCUCCCAACCCGGGACCUCACAGAGCAAGCCCCCACCCCUGCCACCCCAGCCACCCAGCCGCCUGCCUCAGAAGAAGCCAGCUUCUGGGACUGACAAGCCAACCCCGCUGAUCAACAAAGGACAGCCAAGAGGACCUGAAGCUUCGGGUCCUCUGUCCAACGCCAUGGCCCUGCAGCCCCCAGCACCCAUGCCUAGGAAGUCACAGGCCACCAAGUCAAAGCCCAAGCGAGUCAAAGCGCUCUACAACUGCGUGGCUGACAACCCGGACGAGCUGACUUUCUCUGAGGGGGAUGUGAUCAUUGUGGAUGGAGAAGAGGAUCAGGAGUGGUGGGUGAGUCGGGGUGGGGCCACGGGGCCAGCGUACAAUAGAAGCUCUCAGCCCAAGCAGUGUGGCUCUGGGGCUGCUACCAGACUGAUGUGCAGUACCUGCCUCAUCCUCUGUGUCUCCUGUGUGUCGGGCACCUUCCUCUGAGUGGACCUAAUCUGUCCCUCAGGUGAACACCUCACUAUUAUGAUGGGUAGACCAUUUAGGUGACAUUUUCAGAGCACACUUGACCUGAACUAAGAGCUUCGAGGUCCCAGACUUUUGCAUACAAUCCUUCACCACCAAUUUAUGGAGCAAGGAAGGCAUCCAGGGAGCUGGGCUCCAGGAGAGUCCUCUUGUCGCUAUGACCCCAACAAAAUCUCUAUGCUGCUCAGCAUCUAGGUAGCAUAAGAGCAGCAUGGGCUUUGGGCUUCUCCCAGAAGCCCUUGAAGCUCAGACUCAACCAUUUACAAGCUGAGGACCUUGGUUGGCAGCAGGCGCUUGGAUCUAUAGACCUGGGUGACAUCACCGGGGGUUAGGAAUAAGCCAGUGGAAUGAGGUAGACACAGAAAGCACUCACCGGUGCUGCCACCCAGUGGCCACUCACGGCCCUGCUGCAUAAACAAAGCCUAGAUUCAAGUAUUUCAAAAGGUACCUCAGGACUUGAGGACUUUGCUUGUCAUUCACAGGAGUUUGACCUGAUCUGUAACUGCCCCUCCUGCAAGCCGCCCUUCUGUUAUCUGACCCCUAAGUUCUCUGCCUCCAGUGAGUCUGGGGCUCAGGCUUGUGGCACUGCUGUUGGCUUGAUUACAUUCUCCUUUCUUAAAGCAGCUGACAGAAGAUGAGCAUUCCCAUCUGCUUCCCUCAGAACAGGGCCAUUAGGGGCCAUAGCUACCAAACUCCCUCCUCCACAGGCUGAAGAACUCCUGUACAUGGCUGGGCCUGGUGAGAACCCAGCAUUGUCUGAGAACCUAACCUUGCCCCUCCAUGUAAACACCGACCAUUACCCAUCCUUUGGAAGCAGAUAAGGAAUUCACACCAUCUUACGUAGUACCAUACGGAUGAGACUCCAACCUGACACAGGCUUAGUCAUAUGUAACAUAUGGAAAAUUCAGAUGGGUACAAAAGAAGUAACUUAGCCUUAGCUACAGAGCCUGCCCCUCCUGAGGACCCACAGUUCUCAUUGGCAUUUUUGGGAAAAAAAAACCAAACCAAUAGUAUACUUUGGGAUUUUCCCUUUAGAGUUUGCCAAUAUCAUAAACAUGGUUGAGAUCUAUAACUGUUAUUAUCUAGACUGAAUGUUUUUAAGCCUUUCUACAAAUGCCUGAUAAAAUAUGAACGGAGCCACAUCAUAUUUUUGCCAAGUUAUAUGACUUUGAGUAUAAUUUCCUCAUUCAUGUACUAAGUGGGGAGAUGGCUUCCCUGGUGCCUUCUAGAUCGCUGGGGCCCAGGGGCAACAUCUGUAUUCACCUGUAGCCACAUGAGGGCGUACAGGGCUUGUGGAGGGAGGCAGGAGCUCCAGCAAGCACAGACAGGAAGGAAAAAGGAAGUCCGGCACGGCGCAGUGUGCUUCCCGUCAUCCUUUAGCAGGAGAGAUUCCUGGGCAAACGCAGAUGUUAGUUUCCCCUCUGUGUCUGUGGCACUUGUAACCCACACUUGCUCAUUUCAGAUUGGCCACAUUGAUGGAGAGCCCAGCCGCAAAGGAGCGUUUCCCGUAUCGUUCGUGCACUUUAUUGCUGACUAAACUGCCACUGAACAGAAGCCUCUGUUUCACCCUUAUGUUCCAUUUUGUUACUGGUCCCAAGGCCAGCCAUACCAUUUCCAUGGACCGGGUUGUACGGCAGCCCAUCUUUUCACGAUCCUGUCCCAUUCUGAAAACUCAGAGGCAAGGUUUAUAUAUAAGCAGGAUUUUCUUUUUUUUUUUUUUUAUAUAAGUUGUGGUUUUCAUGCAACAUUGCUAUACUUCUACUAGGAAAAGCGGAAUUUCCUAAAAAGGGGGGGAUGAGAAGCUAUUUAACCUUAUACCCAGGAUCCUGUAUUUCCAGGAGUAACUAAGCAAAAAACCAGCUUCAACAAAUUUGAGGGAUUCUUAUGGCUUUCCUUAGCCCAGUUCUCACGUUGGUUAUCUUGUUUAGCACAGUCAGGUUAGCAAGCCAGCCCCAUACUGCUUCCCAGUCUGUCGCCCUCCCCUGGACUUUGACCACAAAUGCCAUCCAUUCACCUUUAAAGACAUGUAUCCCUUUGAAACUCAGCCAGUGUCUGUUCAAGGCAACUUGGCAAGUUAUAUGUUAGCCUUGUACUUUUCUGGACCCUGACUGUAAGGGGGCAGCUGUCAUGACCUCCUGCAUGUAUUACGACCCGUGGUUGUGAACAGUCAUGCCUAGCAUACUACUGAUGGGUUAUUACAGCAUAGCUGACGGUGGUCUGUUCUGCACCGGGUGUUUUUAAACUGCAGAUCCUGAAUUUGGUUGAACACUAAGGAUGCUGAAUCGCAAAGCAGCCCUUCAAACUAGCUUUUAUCGUAUGCCUGGGUGUUUUAGGAUUUGCCGUGUUCAGCGUCCCCUGUCAUGCAGGAAGCAACUGUACAGAAGUAGAAUACGUGGUGCAGGCCACAGUAAGAAGAGCCCAUUCCUCCAUGUCCUAGUGCGUGCUCCUGCCUUCCCCUCCCAGCUCCUGGGGACACCUGCUCGGCUUAGUUCUUGUCUUUUAAUAGGAUUCUCCAAGAGAAAUGGUAGCUACACUGUCUUGAAAUUUAGCCUAUCCAAUUGUUUGUAUUCAAGAGCAUAUCAGAAAUCUGUAGAUCUUGGGGAGCCCAGUACCCCCAAACGUCCCAUUUACACUACGUAAGCCCAUCACAUCACUCCUAAACUUACAAUCUGUGGGGUGGGGGAGGGGAACUAGGUUGUGUGUGAUAAAAAUCAUAACUCAUUAGUUUCAUGAACUUGACUGUCAUACCUCUGCUUAGUAACUGUAAGCAAAAGAGUCAUGGUUGGGAUAUGGGAAAUGAGAGGCGAGCAUAGAGCUUGAACAGAAGCUGGAGUGUGAGCAAAAGGAAUGGACUAUGGAUUAAGGAUUGAGCUCGACAGUGAGGCGAUGUUGCUGCCAAGGUGCAGCACUUAAUCGAAGCAGCCCCUUCUUUACUCUCUGUGCAAGGCUCUUACAAGCUCGGAGCUUCCCUUUCUUUGUUUCUUUCAAGGAAAACAGGACAAACUGGAAUGUCUUAUGAUGCUACAUAGUGACUGCUUCCUGUCUUUCAGAUUCUGGGUGAAAACAACGUGUUAGAUCUGUAAAGUCAGUAUCUCUCUCUCUCUCUCUCUCUCUCUCUCUCUCUCUCUCUCUCUCUCUCCCCCCCCCACCUCUCCCCACACUGCAUCUGUUUUUCACUACUUGCUAAUUUCUGUCCUUUGAGCCCUUCUCCUAGUCACGUUUUUCGUAGACUGAAGAGCGUGACCAGAUGCAUUUUGCACAUUGCACUUCCCAAUACCUUUUACAGUGCCUCCCGCCCGACCCCACACGCAUCUGUCUCAUCGGUCUUUAGUGACCUGGUGCCAGCUCUGAGGAAUCUAGUUGAUUUAUGUCAACAUUUUACCUCCAGUCCCAAGCUAAUCUAUCAGGUUCACUGGUACAUAAAUACCUAGGAAAUAUUUUUCCACUCUAAUUUGGUGGCGCUAUUGUGCGCUAAUGGAUAGUACUUUUUACCAGAAGAGAAAAAUCUAUUGACUUCCCUCCUAAUUAUCCUUUCUGUUACUUGCUCUUUGCAAAUCGAAGAGAAAGCAACGGAAAGGAAAGCAUUGUAGAUAUCUAUUUAUAUUUAAGGUUUACAUUUUCAUGAGAGUCAGCUGCGGAAUUCGGGCUUCUUUUAUUUUAUUUUUUUAAUUUUUUGCCGCUUUCCAUCAUUCUGAUGUGGAGGGCGGAUGACUCAGAAAAGGGUGCACAGACUAAUGUCAUCUAUUGAGGGUGGAGAAUGACCUGUAGCCGAGAACGCUAUUUUGAGAUGUAUGAUAUUCAAUUCAUUCACUUGAUUACUUUGGUCUGGUUGCAGCGCAACUGUAUAUACUGUAUAACCUAGACGGAUUAUUUUCAUUGUCCUUAUUGCAGUGAUUUAUAAUUAGGGCAUGUUUAAUAAAUUGACUUCCCGUUAACCAGUCAUUUGACUGGAAAAAAAAAAUAAAGUUCUUUUAAAUGGA